This is a messenger RNA of Centropristis striata (black sea bass), 1641 nucleotides long. Its product is annotated as monocarboxylate transporter 9-like. Bases 1 to 1641 code for a protein of 546 amino acids. Gene Ontology annotation, biological process: transmembrane transport; monocarboxylic acid transport. NCBI's taxonomy places the organism in Eukaryota, Metazoa, Chordata, Actinopteri, Perciformes, Serranidae. The record is from RefSeq and is a predicted model, not a curated record. The transcript has 8 exons. Gene Ontology annotation, molecular function: monocarboxylic acid transmembrane transporter activity.
AUGACCCAGGGCCACCAGGCCACGGAAAACGUGGACAUGCGCCAACAGAGCGGACACGCGCACGCCGACGGAGCAGAGCGAAGCGCGCGUCGCUCGCGGAUUCCGGAGAGCGGCAGGAAGGAACCGCUUCAAACCGGUUUGUGGCGGCGCAGGGCGCACCGCGAGGACGCUGCAGACCAAGAGAGUUUAUUAGUCGGCGGUGGUGCUGCGGCAGGACGCACUACUACCACUCGGCUGUCUGACGCGUCCUGGCAGGUCAUCCACCCGUCGCCUCGCCAUGUGCUGCGCUGGCCCCGCCCCUCCGGCUGGCCCCGCCCCUCCGGUUGGCCCCUCCCCUCCGACUGGCCCCUCCCCUCCGGCUGGCCCCGCCCCUCCGGCUGGCCCCUCCCCUCCGGCUGGCCCCUCCCCUCCGACUGGCCCCGCCCCUCCGGCUGCCCGCCCCGGCCCCUGGACGGCGGUUGGGGCUGGGUGAUUGUGGCGUCCAGCUUCCUGGCGUUGCUGCUGGGUUACGGCUCUCCUCAGGCCAUCGGCGUGCUCUACCCAGAGUGGCUGCUGGCCUUCGGGGAGGGGAAGGCUGUGACGGCCUGGGUGGGCUCACUGGUGGCCGGGACCGGACUCAUACUGGGUCCGGUCUGCAGUCUCUGUGUGGUGAAUGUGGGCGUUCGGCCUGUAGCCGUCUCCAGCGGCGUGAUGGUGGCGGGGGGCUUCAUGCUCAGUGCCUUCGCCCCCAACGUCACCUUCCUCAUCUUCUCCUACGGCAUCAUGGUCGGUGUGGGUUCUGGUCUGCUGUACUCGUCCUUCAGCAUCAUCACCUGCCUCUACUUUGACAAGAGGAGAGGCCUGGCGCUGGGAAUAGUCAACACAGGAGCGAGUGCAGGCGGUUUCCUGUACGCCAUCUUGCAGACGCGGCUGAUCGACCGCGUGGGGCUGGACGGCUGCCUGCUCAUCGUCGGGGCGUGUGGCGCCCUCAUGCGCCCUUUGAACCCGCCCAGGUACCACGCCAAACAGCACGCCGUUCAGGAAGAGGAGGCGGCGGCCAAUCAGAAGCCUUCAGCCACAGAUCCAGCUGUCGCCAUGGAAACCACGGCGCCGCCAGCGAGGGGGAGGAGCCUAUUCAGCUGCUCAGCUUCUGUUAAACUGAUGAAGGUCAAGAUGAAACGUUAUUACCAUUGUCUCACAUGCAGUGGUCUCUUAAUUGUUACUUUUUUUGUCUUUUUUUUAUUAUUUUUAAAUUUUCUAGUUAUUAUUAUUGACAGACUCUUUCCUCUUUGUUUCCAUUUCCUGUUGUUUGUUGUUGUGUUCAGCUCGUACCUGGACCUCCAGGUGCUGUCGCUGGUUCUGGGCUUCCUGAGCGGGAACUGGACUCUGACGCCGUACGUCACCAGUCAGCUGGUCGGCGUGGAGAAGCUGGCCGAGGCUCACGGGAUCCUCAUGUUCUUUGGAGGCCUCGGCAUCAUGCUGGGUCCUCCUUUCGUAGGUUGUUUCUAUGACUUCAGUCAGUCGUAUGACGUGGCCUUCUACCUCAGCGGCGGCUGCAUGAUGGUCGGCGGCCUCGUCCUCUUCCUCGCCGCCAUUAUUUGCUGGGGACGGGACAUUAAAAAGACCAAACUGAUGGACGGGGUCGGGCUACAUUUCUUGUGA